AUGGCUGCUGUUUUCCCAAGAAGUUGUUACAAGUGUGGUGAAGCUGGACAUUUAGCUGAUAAUUGUCAACAAGAACAAAGGUUAUGUUAUAACUGUCGCCAACCGGGACAUGAAUCUAAUGACUGCCCAGCUCCAAAACAAGCUACUCAAAAGCAAUGUUACUCAUGUGGUGAUUUAGGACACGUUCAAAGUGACUGUCCAACACAAUCCCAAGGUGCUAAGUGUUACAACUGUGGACAAUUUGGACACAUUUCUAAGAACUGUACCGAGGCGGGCAAUGAAUCGGCUAAAAAGCCUGCAAGCAGUAAAUUACAAAAGCCAGCCACUACUUGUUACAAGUGUGGUGGACCAAACCAUUAUGCCAGAGACUGUCAAGCUGGUGUUGUUAAGUGUUAUGCAUGUGGUAAGACUGGUCACAUUUCCAAGGACUGUAACUCCGCAUCGGGUGGUGAAUUCACCUCCAAGACUUGUUACAACUGUGGUAAAUCUGGUCACAUUUCUAAGGAAUGUGAUGAAUAA
This is a messenger RNA of Debaryomyces hansenii CBS767, 519 nucleotides long. RefSeq names its product mRNA-binding translational activator (gene GIS2). Gene Ontology annotation, cellular component: cytoplasm. Gene Ontology annotation, biological process: positive regulation of cytoplasmic translation. Gene Ontology annotation, molecular function: zinc ion binding; mRNA binding; single-stranded RNA binding. The record is from RefSeq and is a predicted model, not a curated record. The coding region runs from base 1 to 519 and encodes 172 amino acids. The transcript has a single exon. NCBI's taxonomy places the organism in Eukaryota, Fungi, Ascomycota, Pichiomycetes, Serinales, Debaryomycetaceae.